AUGGUGCAGACCCUCGUCUCCCAGCGAACCUCUCCGCAUGCGGCGCGACCCUCGCAGCAACAAGGGACCCCCGCUCGGACCCACGUGCCGCUCCCGCAACUUCCGGGCUCGCCUCGAAACCCAGCAACUCGGCCAGGGGACAGGGAAGCAGAGGACACGGCGAGCCGCCCCGAGCCCGAGGCCCCGACUGUCGAUUCGACGAACGCCCUACGAGCCCAACUGCGCCUCGUCAGUCAAAGGCUUGACGAGGCGAUCCCCCCGCACUUCCGCCUCCCCUCCCUGGACGCGUAUGACGGCGCAACCGACCCGGCGGACCACGUGGCCGCUUUUCGGGCCCAGAUGGCGCUAUUCGGUACUUCAGACGCCCUGAUGUGCAUGGAGUUCCCGAUGACCCUGCGAGGACCAGCCCGCGCGUGGUACAGCGACCUGAAGCCAGGGACCAUCGCCUCCUUCGACCAGCUCGCCAAAGAUUUCGAGCUUAACUUCCUGGCGUACGCCCGACCAAAGCCGUCUAUGGCGUUGCUUUUAGGGCUCAACCAAAAGGAGGACGAGCCCCUUUCUCACUUCGUGAACCGAUUUACGACACAAAUCCGUGGAUUGUCGGAUGCUCACCCCUCUCUUUUGAUGCAGGCCUUUAUGGCUGGCCUGCGGCCCUCCAGGUUCUUCUGGUCGCUCAUGGAAAAGCCCCCUAUCGCGGUCCCCGAGAUGCUCCAACGGGCCAGUCAGUUCAUCGCCGCGGAAACCUGGAUGGUCGGAAAGCGGGAGGGGCUCAGAAAGGUCAAGUCGGAGCCGCCCCGACAGCAACAACCUACUGCCUCCCGGCGAAAGUUGGACAGGCCUGACCCAAGGCCUCCUCUUCCCGCCUUGAAUUCUUCCCGGACUGAGAUAUUUCUACACGAAAGGGGGAAGGGGCUGCUCAGGGACCCUCACUCGAUGAAGAACCCGCGAGAACUCGCAGACCGCUCAAAGUAUUGCCGAUUCCAUCGACAACACGGGCACGACACUGAGCAAUGCUACGAGUUGAAAAGGAAAAUCGAGGAGCUCAUCCUCAGAGGUCAUCUCGGCUAG
Musa acuminata subsp. malaccensis (wild Malaysian banana) is the source of this 1068-nucleotide messenger RNA. Lineage: Eukaryota; Viridiplantae; Streptophyta; Magnoliopsida; Zingiberales; Musaceae. The record is from RefSeq and is a predicted model, not a curated record.